This is a messenger RNA of Manacus vitellinus (golden-collared manakin), 890 nucleotides long. RefSeq names its product ubiquitin C-terminal hydrolase L1 (gene UCHL1). The annotation marks the transcript as partial. The transcript has 7 exons. Gene Ontology annotation, biological process: ubiquitin-dependent protein catabolic process; protein deubiquitination. The record is from RefSeq and is a predicted model, not a curated record. Gene Ontology annotation, molecular function: cysteine-type deubiquitinase activity. Lineage: Eukaryota; Metazoa; Chordata; Aves; Passeriformes; Pipridae. Gene Ontology annotation, cellular component: cytoplasm.
GCCGUGCCGACCCCGGCCUGCGCGCUGCUGCUGCUGUUCCCGCUCACCGAGCAGCAUGAGAACUUCAGGAAGCAACAGACUGAGAAAAUAAAGGAUCAAGAAAUCAGUUCCAAGGUGUAUUUCCUGAAGCAGACAGUCAGUAAUUCCUGUGGGACAAUUGGUCUGAUACAUGCAGUUGCUAAUAACAAGGACAAAGUGAAGCUUGAUGAGGGGUCUGCCCUGAAGAAGUUUCUUGAUGAAACAGCUGAUUUGUCUCCUGAAGAGAGAGCUAAGCAUUUUGCAAAUAAUAAGGCUAUACAAGAAGUCCACAAUUCGGUUGCACAAGAAGGACAAUGUCGGGUUGAGGACAACAGUUUGAACUUCCACUUCAUCCUGUUUGUCAAUGUGGAUGGACACCUGUACGAAUUGGAUGGCCGUAUGCCAUUUCCUGUAAACCAUGGCACAAGCUCGGAUGACUUGCUGUUGAAGGAUUCUGCUAAGAUCUGCAGACAAUUUACAGAACGUGAAAAAGGAGAAGUUCGUUUUUCUGCUGUGGCUUUCUGCAAGUCUGCCUGAGACUCUGAAGAGAUGCAAGGAAAACAGUCUAAUAGCACACUAGUAAAUGCAGUUUAAAUUCCAGUGCUUCAGUACUUGUUAAACACCGCUGUUCUGGUAACUAUUUCCACCUUUUUGCUAUACACAAGAGCAACAUCAGCUGAGCUUAUGUUAAAGGAUGAGCUCAAGUUUUAAUGUGAACAGUUUGGACACAUCAGAUAUCUUUAGACUCUUUUUUCACAUGUUAAGUAGAAAAUGCUUAACAGGGCUUGUUUGAUCUGUGUCAUGUUAAUUGAGUUGUUGGUUGAUAUUUCCUUGUCCUUGAUGAGAAUAAAAUGUUCUGCUGGAUAAAUGGA